Molecule: messenger RNA, 996 nt
Organism: Cetraspora pellucida
Lineage: Eukaryota; Fungi; Glomeromycota; Glomeromycetes; Diversisporales; Gigasporaceae
Source: the annotation of a GenBank genome assembly
AUGUCUUUCGCAGAGUUAUUACGUAGAUCACGUUUAGCCACUUUUGACCCUUCAUUACCACAAGUUUAUACAUCGUAUGGACGUUACAAAACCCGUGGAGAAUGGGGUCUAAAACGUAAUCUUCCACCAUUCUUACGUACCAAUGUUAUAACAGUUGGUGCACUUGAUACAAUAGAACAUCAAACUCCUUAUAAAAGUGCAGAAACAAUGGUAAAAUUCACCAAAUGUUGGAAAGAAAACUUUCCUUUAUCAAAAAUGGUUAAACCUAGAAAAGAAGAACCUAGUGUAAUUAACAUUAGUAAAAUGAGUGAUAAAGAAUUUAAAAGAUUUUUAAAAGAAAAAGUUGAACCAAGAAAAUAUGAAUGGAGAAAAUUAAUUAAAGAAUUUGAUGUAAUUGAUUCUACAAAAAUAGGUGAUAAAGAAUCUAGUUUAACCUCUGUAGAAACGGCUACUAAAACAUAUCCAACUUUUGAUGAAUUUUUGAAUAUUAGUUAUGAAAGACGACCACCUAAUGUUCAAGGAUUAACUUAUUCAUAUAAUAAUCCUGGAACUAAUAUCAAGGUUCAAGGUAGAAUUUUAAAUCGUGAUAAACCAGGUGGAUUUGCUGUAGGAAUUAGUGGAAUAGUUGCAAACUUAGUAUCUCAAAAAGCUACUUUAUUAAAUAGAAUUAAUCGUGAAAGACUUGAAACUUUUUAUGUUGAAAAAGCUGAAUUUGAUGAACAUGGAAAACCAUCCGUUAGAAUUUCUAAAGCUCCAGUUUAUAGUGUACAUGAUGGAUUAGAUAGUUAUUAUGGUGGUAUAGGUUCACGAAAACCAUUUAGACACUUUUUUGAUUCGGCUACUCCUAGAAGGUUGGAUGAUGGUAAAGAUGAAGAAGAGAUUCUUACUAGAAUUAGAAGUUUAUUAUCUGGAAUAUCGGAAAAUAAGGAUAAUGAUGAAAACACUACAGAUCUUGAUAAUGAUAUUGAAUCUACCCAAAUUAAAGAUGAUUCUUAA